CGGGGCGGGGCGGCGCUGAGCGUCGCGGCUGGGAGGCGGCUGUGGGAGCUGAGCGGCCGCCGCCCGCCCGGAUCUGGUUAAGAAUAAGACUCAGGUUCUGAAGCAUUUGAGCAACUUGGUGCUGCCCGAGUCAUGACGCUCCCGUUUCGAAAAGACUUGGACAAGUACAAGGAUCUUGAUGAGGAUGACAUUCUCGGCAAACUAUCAGAAGAAGAACUGAAACAGCUGGAAACAGUUUUGGAUGAUCUUGACCCUGAGAAUGCGCUUCUGCCUGCAGGCUUCCGACAGAAGGACCAGACUGCUAAAAAGGCCUCGGGUCCUUUUGACAGGGAACGACUCCUUGCAUUUUUGGAGAAGGAAGCUCUUGAACACAAAGACAGGGAAGACUAUGUGCCUUUUACAAAAGAAAAGAAAGGGAAAAUAUUUAUCCCGAAGCAGAAGCCUGCCCAGUCUUAUGCGGAAGAAAAAAUUGCUCUUGAUCCAGAACUGGAGGAAGCCUUGACAAGUGCCACAGACACAGAGCUAUGUGACCUUGCAGCUAUACUGGGAAUGUCCAACUUGAUAACAAACAAUCAGUUCUGUGAUAUUGUAGGAAGCAGUAAUGGUGUUGGCAAAGACAGCUUUUCAAAUAUAGUAAAAGGUGAGAAAAUGUUACCUGUUUUUGAUGAACCACCAAAUCCCACAAAUGUGGAGGAGACUCUGCAAAGGAUUAAAGAUAACGAUUCCCGUCUUGUUGAAGUUAAUCUAAAUAACAUCAAGAACAUACCAAUUCCAACGCUGAAAGAAUUUGCAAAAGCUCUAGAAACCAACACACAUGUGAAGAAUUUUAGCCUUGCAGCCACCCGAAGUAAUGAUCCUGUUGCUGUUGCUCUUGCAGAUAUGCUGAGAGUAAACACAAAAUUAAAAAGUUUAAACAUUGAAUCAAACUUCAUCACCGGAGUUGGAAUUUUGGCACUGGUCGAUGCACUGAAAGACAAUGAAACAUUGACAGAGAUCAAAAUUGAUAAUCAGAGGCAGCAGUUGGGUACUCUUGCAGAAGUAGAAAUUGCCAAGAUGCUUGAAGAAAACACCAAGAUCCUUAAAUUUGGAUACCAUUUCACACAACAGGGACCUCGAGCCAGGGCAGCUGCAGCUAUCACAAAAAACAAUGACUUGGUUCGCAAGAGAAGGGUUGAAGGAGACAGCCAGUAGAUCUUGCUAUAGAACUGUGUGAAGAUUUCAAGGGUCUUCAAAGCACGCUCUUCACAGUGGGCUUUGGCAAUCUUGGACUGCAUUUACCUGGGUUAGAAGGGAAAAGACUGGAAACCCCAUUCCUUUUAAAGCAAAGCUAUAUUAAUAAUCUGCUGGUAUGCAUCACAUUUUUCAUAACCACACCAAUCCAUGUACAGAUCCAGUUUUUGAUUGUUUUUGUUUGUUUUUUUAAAGAACUUUUUUGUAUUUUAAGACCUUGGCUGUGCUUUCUACUAAAAGUGUAAUCGCAAAUCAAUUGUAUAAUUGUCUGUAGUCAAAGAAUGGGACAUUCAAGAUCAUUGGGUAUAUAAUGACCCAGUUAGAAAAUCUAGGGGUGCUCAUUUACAUGAAGGGGUAUGUAUGUUCUUGAGAACAAUGCUUUAGUGAUAAUGGAUUCUUCACACAAUAGUUGGACUCAUUGUUUAGAGCUGUUCAUCCUUGUUCAUAUGCACUGAAGGGAAAUCUUUCACAAUUGUCUUAUUUGUAUAUUUUUUUGUUUUGAUUUGUUCUUGAUACUGUGAUUAAGUGUAAACAUCCCUUAAAAACAGGCAAAAAUAAAUUGACUUUUCUUCCAAGAGAUUUGAGGGACUAAUUUAAAAAAAAAAAAAAAGUAGGAGCCUUGCCAAAAAAAAAAAAAAGUCAUGUAAAGUGGGUUUUUUCUUACUAUGCUUAACUCCUAAAAGCUUUUAAAAUGUCCCAGAAUUGUAAUUUGCUCUGUAUCUAAACUGGACACUUUAAGACUAUCAUGUGCUCAUCAGCAUUUAGUUUAUAUGUUUAAAAAUUCUUAUCUACAGGCAUAACUAGUGUGAAUUUCUCUAGAAGUAGUGGACAAGCUUUUGUCAAAUUUGCCUAAUUUUGUACAGGUACAAUCUUAAUUACAAAAAUCAGUGUCCUAAGUUUCUGGCAAAUGGAAAAUCCUUUUUUACAAGCUAUUGCAUUAAAUUGUUAUUACUUCAUAUAAAUGUAUAACUUUUCAUGAAACAAUGAAGUAACGGUUUCUUGAAAGGCUUGAUGUUUGAAACACUACGACUUGCAGAAAUUAACCAAUGUGUAGUGCCAAAUUUGCAUAGUACAGUACUUAUUCAGGCAUUCCAAGCUCUGUGUCUAUGCCAACUAAUAAGGCCACAAGAAUCACUUAAAUUUCUGCACAUAAUCAAAGUAUACAUCUUGGAAAUAAUGAAAAUCUAGGGGCUUUUUGCUGUGGGCCUGUUUGGACUGUAGCGUACUGAGCUUACUUAAUGUUGUCAUGAGACCAGAAAUUAACAAAAUACUCUGAAGGACUGCUCAGAUAUUUAUGAGAACUCAACUGACAACCGUUUUCAUCAGAUCAUCAUCAUAUGGUGAGCUUUUUAUAUAGAGGAAACGUAUAGGACUGAAACUUUUUUUGCAUCACGUUGUAUGUACUAUAAAAAUUAACAGAGCAAUCCUCUGACACUGUGCCUGUGUUAUAAUUUCCUACAAAUGAUGUCUUGGAUUUUAGACAGACUUUGUUCUGCAGGUGACUUCUAAUCUUACCGCAACUGUACAGCAAAUUCAAAACUAUAGUGCCUUCAAUGAAGAUGUAUUUAACUGGUUUAUAACUGUGGAAGAACAUAUUUUUCCUGUUUCAAAAUUGGCCUUUUAUUGACUAAUUACAAAUAAAUGUGUGCUCUGAAAA
Phasianus colchicus (ring-necked pheasant) is the source of this 2887-nucleotide messenger RNA. Its product is annotated as tropomodulin-3-like. Gene Ontology annotation, cellular component: cytoskeleton; striated muscle thin filament; myofibril. The record is from RefSeq and is a predicted model, not a curated record. Lineage: Eukaryota; Metazoa; Chordata; Aves; Galliformes; Phasianidae. Gene Ontology annotation, molecular function: tropomyosin binding. Gene Ontology annotation, biological process: muscle contraction; myofibril assembly; actin filament organization.